AUGUUGCUACAGAGCUGUACUGCUCAUGACUUGAAAUUUGCAGCUAUAUUGGAAGAUAUCCACAUGGAUGACAUGCAGGAGAUGUGGGAGUCGCUAACGAGUUCCACUCCAGCUGCCCGCCGAGAUGACAAGAACGAUCCACGAGAGCCACCACCUCCGGCAACCCCUCUCGAAUUUCCCCGCUGUGAGCCUUCGAAGCUUCCAGUCACUGAGUCCGGUGUGUCAAAUGACCUUGUCAAGCUAUUCAGCAGUACUCUCAGAACCGGCCCAACGGCAAAGCACCUCCAAGCUUUGAAUGUCAGUCUAGCAAACGAGCUCUCCUUAGAGCAAGUCGUCCCUACAGACUUCAUUCCACAUUCCUCCUGGUCAAAAUAUCCUGCAGCAAGUGAACCUUCGGAGUCAUCCCAAGCCGCAUUGUCAAGGUCAAAAUCAUUGAGUAACGGAGCACCAAUCCCGGGAAAAGACGAAUUCUUCGUCCGAGUAAAGGAACUUUUACAUAGCAAUGAGGAUGCCUUUUGUGCCAUUCAACGCAAGCCUCCUCUUCCAAAUCGUCAGCCUGCCCGCAUCGUUCACUUUCGCAAGUUCUGGGAAGGCUUGCUUCUGGUGGCUGAGCAUUGGGAUACCAGUCUUGACAAGUACUCGGACAGCAAACAUACAGAGAGCAAGUCUGCUAUGGAUGUAGAUGAGCUACGUUCAGAAGCAACCGAGGCUGGGCCGAAAAUGGAGACAGACAAGGGUGGAGAACUAAAGAAGACGUAUACAGGACAUCGCACGGGGACGGGCCGAGACAUGCCAGGCAAAUACCGCGAGGACACAGCCUUCGCCUUUGUCGAGACACUCACCUGGGCUUUUUGUUGCAGGCUAGAGCAACCCCAUUCACAACAGAGACUCAACUUACAAGGCACCAUCAUCCCCAUUCUACACGCAGCAUCAGUCCAUCGCGUGCCAGAAGAUGUCCGAGAAGCGAGGAGAGGGGUGGCAGAGGGGCCGAUGUUAGGUGUUUUCUGCAGAGAGCAAACCUCAUUUCGUGGCCUUGACGAAGUUGAAGGUGAAGGAAAGCAGGAGAUCUUGGAUUUGCUUCGAGAGACUGGCUUGAUGUUGAUGCUGGCUCAGAAACGAGCGAGAGAAGGAAAGGAGGAAGAGGUGCCAGGUAAGGGCAAAUGGUGGGCAAACGCACCUCGGUGGGGUGGUGGCGCUGGCGGUGAGCUAGGAGUCGCCGACGAAGAAACCACUGGAGACCCCACAUCAUUCGAAUUCUCACGCAAAAGACUGAAGAAGUCGAGCCGCAUGGACGCUUGGAUGAGUUUGCAACCGCCUUCCAGCAUCUGGGAGAGAGGCGUGAGGUAUCAACAACUUGGGAAAGAUAAGAAUAGCGAGUAUGACGACAUCUAUCUGGUCUCAGCCAUCAACCACCACAUUUCCAUCCUCCACCUUCGCAUCCACCAGAAAUAUAUCGACUAUCUUCUCAAAACCCCAGAUCAAUCCAAGGUCUCCAACGCACCGCAGCAGACAUGGUAUGCACUUGAGAUGAAGCGAUCAAAAUGGUUCGACCUUCUUAUCGCGGACGACAGAGUGGAAGCAAUGAGAGGCAUCUGGGCCAUCCUGGGCUGGCAGAUGAGAGACAUGACGGAAGAUACAGACAAAGACGAUGUUGGGGGGACUGCCUAA
This is a messenger RNA of Letharia columbiana, 1668 nucleotides long. RefSeq lists its product as uncharacterized. The record is from RefSeq and is a predicted model, not a curated record. Lineage: Eukaryota; Fungi; Ascomycota; Lecanoromycetes; Lecanorales; Parmeliaceae. The coding region runs from base 1 to 1668 and encodes 555 amino acids. The transcript has 2 exons.